AUGUGUGGUGGCUGGGCCUGCGCCUCCUACAACAUUGCCUGUUGCAAUCCCCGCCUGUCGACACUGCGAUUCUCUGGCCGCUGUUUCGCACCCACGCCCUGCGGUCCAUGUGAUGACUGCUCCAUUUACGGCGGUUGCUGCGGUGGCUGCUGCGGGUGCUAGGUGAACUCUGACCUGGAGUGGCCACAGGACCGGGUGGAGGGUCCAGGAUUUCACUUUCUUAAAGUAGGCCUUGGGAACUUCUAACCGUCAGGCAUUAAACAAAAACCAGUCAGUCCCCGUCCAGUCAUUGUCGGAACAACAACUUACGCUUUUCCCGGGUUUCUACCUCCAUUGCUUAACCAUGUGCGGUGGCUGGGCUUGCGCCUCCUACGACCUGGCCUGCAAUAAUCCUCCCUUGUCCACCCUGCGUUUCACCGGUCGGGACUUCAUACCCACGCCCUGCGGUCCUUGCGAUAAGUGUUAUGUUCUAGAUACUAGCCGCAAGAAGAACACCAACAACUGCUAUGUCCCGCACAUCCUGUCCCCACUGGAGGCACAGCUUUGCUCACUGGACAGUAGUCAGAAAAAAAAGGAAGAGGGGUAAUCAUUAGGAGGACAUGCGGGGUUAUACUAAUGAAAUUAUAA
Drosophila yakuba is the source of this 627-nucleotide messenger RNA. Its product is annotated as male-specific sperm protein Mst84Db. Bases 1 to 162 code for a protein of 53 amino acids. The record is from RefSeq and is a predicted model, not a curated record. Lineage: Eukaryota; Metazoa; Arthropoda; Insecta; Diptera; Drosophilidae. The transcript is spliced from 2 exons.